Molecule: messenger RNA, 1206 nt
Organism: Closterium sp. Yama58-4
Lineage: Eukaryota; Viridiplantae; Streptophyta; Zygnematophyceae; Desmidiales; Closteriaceae
Source: the annotation of a GenBank genome assembly
AUGUCCGAACUCCUAAUCCGUGCCAUGGAGCAAGCAACUGUGCAUCUGCUGCUCUCCGAGCCUGCAUUCCAGCCGCUAGCUCCAUUGCUCGCUGCAAAUUCCGGGGACGCGAGCUGUGCUACCAGCGUGGACACGCGUCUCGUCGCCAGUGGCUGCGUGGAGCUGACGGACGAAUCGGAUUUCCUACAGGCAGCAUGCGAAGACGGUCGGAUCUCCAUCAUUGGAUUCGGACCCUCUCAGCUUCACCCACCUCUCUCCACCCCUCCCCAUUCCACUCCGCCCUCCCCGAACCCAUCCUACCGUUCCCCAUCCCUUUCCACCCCUCUCCCCCACCAAGAGCGCAGUGCACGCACACGUUCCCAUCACUGGAUGGAGGGGUUUCGCCAGGCCAGGCUGAGAGGGUUCCGCCUGGUGCAUCAUGGUUUCGCUCGUCCUCCUGCUCAACCCCUCCCCAAACCCCCUCACCACCCCUCUCCACCCCUCUCCACCCCUCUCCGCCCCUCUUCACCCCUCUUCAUCCCUCUCCUCCACCAAGAGCGCAGUGCGCGCAGCACGUUCCCAUCACUGGAGGGGUUUCGCCAGGCCAGGCUGAGAGGGUUCCGCCGGGUCUUCUGUCACGCUGCGCCCGUGUUCUUUAUAAGGGGGAUUGCUAAUAGCGAGACCAAGGAGUAUUCGAGCCUGAGUGUGGAGCCCUGCGAGAAAGAGGAGAUCGUUGUCACGCUCUUCUCCAUACCCGCCACUGAGGUGCCAGCAUUUAUCGAACGAGAGCAUGAGUUCCGGUUCCUUCUUGUUCCCCCCAGCAGAUUAUCACCAAUCGCAGCAUCACCGGAUUCAGCAGCAGCAGCGUCAGCAACACUAGCACAUGAAUUAACACACGCGGUCAUCUGCAGCCGCUACAGCGAUCAAGAGUACCUUCAAAUCCGUCUGAAAGGUGACAGGGAGGAGUAUGAGAGGCAGUACGGCAGGUGGGAUGUGGAGAGGGUGUGGGACGACACUCUACUGCCUUGCCGCGUCUACCUCAGACACUGUGUGCUGGCAGCACAAGGGCUGGGAGAGGAGGCUCUGGCAAGUUUCCUAGACCACACGUUUCUGGCCGACCGCCACACCACCAUUCGUCAGUACCUGCUUCAGCACCCAGACAUCAUGUCCGAGCCUCCUCCGCCGAGCCUGGCAGAUAGUUAUAACUAUGGUAAUGUGCAGAUGUAA